Molecule: messenger RNA, 1092 nt
Organism: Adineta ricciae
Lineage: Eukaryota; Metazoa; Rotifera; Eurotatoria; Adinetida; Adinetidae
Source: the annotation of a GenBank genome assembly
AUGUUAAAUGAUCGAAUUGCAACCUGUGAUGCGUUCGUGAUAUUGUUUAAACGUACACAUAUUUUAUCAAAAUCAAAGCGUUCGAAUUUCAAAUUUAUUACUUCCAAUGGAAGUGAACUGUAUUUAGCAGAAACAAGAAGAAUUAUUCAAAUUGCUGUUGGAAUGGACUCGCGCAAUCCUCAGAAACCAUCUUCUCCACCCCCGUCUUACGAAUCAGUUGUGAACGAUUCUCGAUUAUCUUACCAACCGACAAAUUGGAAUUUUCCGCAGCCAUCUGAGGAAUCACUUCCUGGUCUCGAUGAAUUUGUCAGACGUUAUGAAAUCAAUCCAACUUUCGCGGAAAGAUUACGAAAAUUGAAAGGCUAUGAAAUUGUUUUCAUAUGCGACGACUCUGGUUCGAUGACUGCACCACUCGGAACAAACAUUAACCCAUAUGAACAACAAAGAACACGUUGGGAUGAAUUGAAGCAAACAGUAUCAAUUGUCGUUGAUCUUGCCAGUGUGUUUGAUCCGGACGGUGUUGAUGUUUAUUUCCUUAAUCGGGAACCGAUGCUCCACGUACGUAAUUCUUCUGAACUCGAAACUAUUUUCGCUUUGGAACCAGAAGGUUCUACACCUAUCGUUCCUGUUUUCCGGCAAGUGCUUCACGAUAAACGUAAUCAGAUAUACGAGCGUAAUUUGUUAAUACUCCUUGCCACUGAUGGAGUGCCAACAGACGAACGUGAACAGUCAGAUGUUCGUACUCUCGAACAUGUACUUCGAAAUGAACGCAGACCUAUUAAUCAAAUUCCAGUGACGAUUAUUGCUUGUACAGAUGAUGACAACAGUAUGUCGUAUCUGAAUAACUGGGAUAAACAAAUUCCAAAUCUUGAUGUUGUUGAUGAUUAUCAAAGUGAAAGGAAAGAAAUUCAAGCGUGCCAGGGAAGAGAUUUUCCGUUUGGCUUUGGUGAUUACGUAGUGAAAAUUCUCAUGGGCGGUAUUGACAGUUUUUUCGAUCAGUUGGACGAAAAGAAAGUCACAUUGAACAGUCCACAACAAUGGAAUUCGGAAAUUUACAAUCCUUUUCACGGAAAUUAUCCAACUUAUUCCUAA